Rotaria sp. Silwood2 is the source of this 906-nucleotide messenger RNA. The record is from the annotation of a GenBank genome assembly. Lineage: Eukaryota; Metazoa; Rotifera; Eurotatoria; Philodinida; Philodinidae.
AUGGCUGCUGCCGAUAUCGAUUUAACAUUAUACUUUCGUAAGAAAUACACACCACCUCCUAGUGCACUUUUAUUAAAAUUACCAAGUAACAACAGCCCAACUAAAGAUCAACAACCACGUUCGAAUCCUUCUAUUGAACUUCGUUCACGUCAACAAAAAAAACGUCUAGCAACAGCACACACUGUUGGUGUACAUUUUCAUAAUUCUGAUAGUCGUGAUUCAUCAGUAUCACCUCCUGGUUGGCAACGACACUCUGAUAAAAUAGGACACGUAGCACCAGCACCCGAUGUUGCAUAUCGUAAUACUUAUAUGGAAGAAACAAAACGCGAAAAAUCCGCUACAAUUAAUAGUGAUUAUCGUUCUCAUAUAUCAAGUUCACGGUCACCAUCACCACGUAGUCAACAUUCACAACAACAGCAACAUCAACAACAAUUGCCUCGUUUAAAAACUGCUAGUUCAUCAUCAUAUAAUACAUCUGAUUCAUCACAACGAAGAUAUCAUGAAUAUCGUACAGUAUAUGAUUAUAUUCGUCAAUCAAUAAAACAAAUUGAACGUCAACGCAAUUUAAAACAACAAAAUUUCUCAGCACGUAUAAAACGUCCACAAAAUGAUGAUAUUAUUUUACGACGUGCAUUAGGUGAGAAAAAAAAUUCAGCAACAUCAAAAAUAUCAUCAGCAUUUAAAAAUGAUAUACGAAGCCCACAAAAUUUUCUUAAUUAUGUUAAUCAUUCUCGUGAACAAGUUCGUGUAUUACAUACAACAACACCAAAUCAACCGUAUCAACAACAACCUCAAACAGAUUAUAAAUAUAGUCGACAACGAACAAAUUUAUCGCAAAAUCAAAGUGACUCACCUGAUAAACAACAAUCUAUAAUGAUGGUGACUGCUACUGUUGCCAAUUCGUAA